This is a messenger RNA of Astyanax mexicanus (Mexican tetra), 2810 nucleotides long. RefSeq names its product dual specificity phosphatase 28 (gene dusp28). Gene Ontology annotation, cellular component: cytoplasm. The transcript is spliced from 4 exons. NCBI's taxonomy places the organism in Eukaryota, Metazoa, Chordata, Actinopteri, Characiformes, Acestrorhamphidae. Gene Ontology annotation, molecular function: MAP kinase tyrosine/serine/threonine phosphatase activity. Gene Ontology annotation, biological process: protein dephosphorylation. Bases 411 to 1022 code for a protein of 203 amino acids. The record is from RefSeq and is a predicted model, not a curated record.
CUUUGCUGGGGCGCUCCUGAUAAGUGCCAGUUUCAUCAUUGUUAUGUUUUCGGAUGGUCUUUGCAGCUGCACUUUUUCACUUAGGCUACAUUCACAUUACCAGGCUGAAGUGACUCAAAUCCGAUUUUUUCAAAUCAAGUUUGAGUCACUUGGUUUUCGUUCACAUUACAAGCCACAUUGCUCAAAUCAGAUUUUUUUGCUCAGAUCAGAUUCGUCUAUUUUGAGGGUUCACAUUCACUGUAAAUGUAAGUGAUCUGUAUCUGUGUGUAAUGUGAACGAAUCUGUUCCUGAAACGCCUCACAUGCUGCACAUUGAUACACAGUGUAUAAACAUCUCCUUCUUCACCAACAACGUAAAAAAAAAAAACCUCCUAUUAGAGAGACGAGAGACUCGUAGCGUUAUAAAGGGAAAUGGAUCAUAUGUGGAGCAUCUUUUGCUGGAGUGGAGAAACAGGAAACAGCUGCUCUGAAGUUCAUGCUCAGGUCGAAGAGGUGAAAAAAAGCCCAAUGCUUCAGCUGUGUAAGGUUACAGAAGGCCUGCUGAUCAGCAAUGCGCGCUCAGCCUGCAGUGACGAGCUCAUCCAGCAGGAGGAGGUGACGCUCUGCAUCAACGUCUCCAAGCAGCAGCCCUUCCCAUCCACCAGGGUCGCCACCUUCCGGGUUCCGGUCUUCGACGACCCUCACGAGGACCUCUCCAGGUACUUCGACCGCUGCACCGACGCCAUCCACAGCGAAAAGGCUCGGGGAGGCCGGACGGUGGUCUACUGCAAGAACGGCCGCAGCAGGUCAGCCACGGUCUGCGUUGCCUACCUCAUGAAGCACCAGGGCCUCUCCUUAACAGAGGCCUUCGAGAUGGUGAAAAGUGCCCGGUCAGUGGUGGAGCCUAACCCUGGCUUUUGGGCUCAGCUGGAGCUAUAUGAGCAGGAGCUGAAGAUCAGGAGAACACAACAGACAAACAAAUGCCUGCAGUUCUUCCAGUUUUCGAUACAGCGGAUAUUUUCUCAAAGAAGACAUACAUCGUAAAAUAUAUGGCGAAAACAAUUUGUAAAUACACGCCCAUACACUUCUAUCAGCCUUAAAAAAAAUAAGAGAGCACUUCAGUUUCUGAAUCAGUUUCUCUGAUUUUGCUAUUUAUAGGUUUAUGUUUGAGUAAAAUGAACAUUGUUGUUUUAUUCUAUAAACUACAGACAACAUUUCUCCUAAAUUCCAAAUAAAAUAUUCUCAUUUAGAGCAUUUAUUUACAGAAAAUGAGAAAUGGCUGAAAUAACAAAAAAAAAUUGCAGAGCUUUCAGACCUCAAAUAAUGCAAAGAAAACAAGUUCAUAUUCAUAAAGCUUUAAGAGUUCAGAAAUCAAUAUUUGGUGGAAUAACCCUGGUUUUUAAUCCCAUGCAUCUUGGCAUCAUGUUCUCCUCCACCAGUCUUACACACUGCUUUUGGAUAACUUUAUGCUGCUUUACUCCUGUUGCAAAAAUUCAAGCAGUUCAGUUUGGUUUGAUGGCUUGUGAUCAUCCAUCUUCCUCUUGAUUAUAUUAAUUAUAUUAUAUAACUCUCAUUUUUUCCACGGCUGUAUAUAUAGUAGUGCAUCUCAAAAAAAAUGAUGUCAUUAAAAAGUUACUUUAUUUCAGUAAUUCAGUUGAAAAUGUGAAACUCAUAUAUUAUAUAGAUGGGUUUUCACGCCAAUGAAAACCCAAAAAUCAGUAUCUCAGAAAAUUAGAAUAUUAUAUAAGACCAAUUGGUACUUUUUGGCACUACUGUGGGCAGUGUGCCAAGUCCUGCUGGAAAAUGAAAUCUGCAUCUCCGUAAAAGUUGUCAGUAGCAGAGGGAAGCAUGAAGUGCUGUAAUAUUUUCCAGGAAAACACUGCACUGACUUUGGGUAGUACAAUGGGCUGCGAAGGAUACAUCAGCUGCGUCCUUGAAAUCACUCAGCAUAAAUCAUAAGCAUAAAAUCAGUGCUGUGAACAUGAUGUUUUAGAUGAUCAAUUGCAUCUGGUGUCAUUGAUAAAUCAUUAAAAAAAUGUUAAAAAUGCUUAAAAUAAUGUUUUGAUUCACGUCACACAUUUCUGUAAAUUUAAGAGAAGAGUAUUAUACAGUAUUAUGAUUGUUUUUUACAUGUUAUGAAUUUUAUUGUUGUUUCUUUUUUUUGUGGAAAGAAAAGCCAUCCUUCCGUCGCAUUUCUGAUACAGUUUUGUCAAUUUAUUGAUAACUUUAAAACUGAAUGCAAGUGUAAUUAAUAACCUAAGUAUAUUAACUACCUGUAUAAUAAUUCAUGAUGUAAUAAUAUUGCUGAAUAAUAAUAACUCUACAUGUUUUAAAAUGGCGUGUUGUACUGAAAGGGCUCCUGUUCACACUGUGUCUAUAAAUUCACUUUGAAAACUGAAUUAUUUCAAAGUGUCUUUCCUCCGCAUUUUACUUUGCACUAAAUGUUCUGUCCAAAUGUUUGUAGGUCACCCAUUCUUUAAGCCAUACACAUUGCUGACACAGAUGUGCAAAUGCACACACACAGUUUGUCUAAUCAAGUGUAGUAGAGAAGUAUUGCCAAUAGAAUAGGACUGUCUAUAGGAGCUUCAAAAAUCCUAUUUCAGAGUGAGAAAAACAUACUUUCACCUCACAAAGUCUGUCGUUUGUAACCGAGACUCAAAAUAUGAAUGUACUGUGGCCUAAUAUUAUCACUGUGUAACUUUAUUAUUGGACUAUCUGGAUUAAUAAAAGCAGAAUGUUUAUUACACAAUCAUUUAAUGUUUCAUUUUAUUUUUUGAUCAUUGAUCAACAGAAUGAUUUUGGGGUAUUCUCUUAAUUUUCUCAUAGUUUGAA